This is a messenger RNA of Cyanistes caeruleus (blue tit), 1554 nucleotides long. NCBI's taxonomy places the organism in Eukaryota, Metazoa, Chordata, Aves, Passeriformes, Paridae. The record is from RefSeq and is a predicted model, not a curated record.
UUGGAAUUCCCCAGAGUUUCUGGAGAAAGCAGCCAAUCAGACCCUGGGGAUCAUGGUGGAGAACGUGACUCCUGCACGAGCACUGGCUGCUCUCAUGGACAGGGGAGCCAAGAGCCGCUACGUCCAGGUGCGGAAGUGUGCGGCCGAACUCCUCCUGUCCUUGAUGGGGAAAAUUGGAGUCACGAAGAUCGCAGGCACACCCAGGGCUGAGACCCUGGCGCAGGUGGCAGGGAAGCUUGCUCAGGACUGUCACAAGGACACAAGGCACUAUGGACAGGAGAUGGUGAAGAUGAUGCUAAGUCACCCAAAAUUUAAAAGGCUUUUGGAGCAAUCUGUUUCUACCCGUGACCUGGAAGAUAUUCUGACAAGAAUUAAGAAGAAAGAGAUGGAAAGCCAGAAGGGUGAAGGCCCAUCUGUCAAGAUGCCGGUGAAGAAGAGCAGCGAUUCCUCGAAGAAGCCCCAGGCCACAUUGCCUUCUAGUAAACGGUACUGAGCACUUUUGUUAGAUGGGACAAAGCACGUGACAAGCUUUACAUGUCCUUCCUCAGGAAAAUCUUUCUGGGGGAGAUGACCCGUGCCAGAGAUGGUUUCCAUUCCCUACAAAUGCUCCAUGAUAAAAAUUGGCUACUUCUGCAUUACACUGAACACAGCUUCUCUGGAGAGGUUUCCACAGAAAUUGGGCAACAAAAAGACACCCAUUGGUUGUGGCUCAGACGAUGCAGUGCACUGGCAAGGGCAGUGUUGUGGAGGCAUGGAGAGGGCUGUGUCUCUGCUGCCGGACUUGGGACAAGUAAAUUCAAUCAGGGUUGGUUGUUUUCAUCAGAGAGGAGUCUUUUUCAGAUUGGUGUUUUGAUGAGAAGUCCCAGUCAGGAAACAAGAUGCCAUUCCCCAAACAAGCAGCUCCCAUGCAAGUUGUUGGGCCUGGCUGAUUCAUGGCUUUCUUACUCUCAAACUGUACCAAGUUUGAGUAGUAAGUAUCAAGGCAAUUCCUAAGCGACAUUGGUCAACAGGUGUCUCAAUGUGGAUGUUUUGUUAUGAUAUUCCUGUCCUUCACACUGUUUGCUUGAUGGACUGCAUGUUUGGUUUAUCUCCCCCUGUGCUGCAGUCCAAAUUUAAGACAGCAAUUUGGUCCUUGCUGUCCUUUCUGCCAGGGGCAGAGCUACUUGUACCUGUUCUCCUGUGAUAACAGAGGAGAGUUCUUUAGCUCUGUCAUGCUCAGUGGUGGCAGAAGAGUGAGCACAUGCCUCAGUAGCAUAGCUAGGAACUUGGAAUGCUCAGGGAAGAGACAGGUUGAUGCAGGAGAAUUGUUCCCUGUGGGUUUGUUAAGCUGUGGAUCCUGUCUCUGGGGAAGCAAACAUAAAGUUAGCAUAGUGCUGGGAUGUCUGCCUUCUGUUUUUAUCUCUGUUACUGAUUUCCUGGAUCCUUCAGAUAUGCCCCUGUUCAUCUGUUCAGAGGCAUCUGAGCUACUGUUACAGAUUGUCAUGCCUGCUGUAGAGACACUUCUCCAGAGUGAUGAGUUUCCUUACUAUAAGACACACAUGUCCCCUAUGAGGA